Messenger RNA from Amoebophrya sp. A120, 168 nucleotides. NCBI's taxonomy places the organism in Eukaryota, Dinophyceae, Syndiniales, Amoebophryaceae. The record is from the annotation of a GenBank genome assembly.
CGAUCCUGCGCUUUGCUGAAAGCCCGGACCAAACAGCACUCGGUGUCCAAAGCGGAACUGCACAUGAAGGCACUGCAGCACGAAUUUCUGGAUUUUGCGGACAGCGAUAUGAGCGAGGAAGAGAAGGUACACAGAUUGGAAUCAGGAGAGCAACGGAACUCGCGCAGC